Molecule: messenger RNA, 1657 nt
Organism: Mycotypha africana
Lineage: Eukaryota; Fungi; Mucoromycota; Mucoromycetes; Mucorales; Mycotyphaceae
Exons: 1
Coding region: 166-1539 (457 amino acids)
Biological process (GO): regulation of DNA-templated transcription
Cellular component (GO): nucleus
Molecular function (GO): DNA-binding transcription factor activity, RNA polymerase II-specific; RNA polymerase II cis-regulatory region sequence-specific DNA binding
Source: RefSeq, a predicted model, not a curated record
ACGAAAGGUAUUUUUUUUUUCCCCUACUUGCUCCUCCCCUAUAACUACAAAGUCACACUUUCCGGGUUUCUCUUUUUUAUUUCAAUGGUCCGGCUUUGGGGGAAUCAUCUUACACACCCCCCUUGUUGAGAAAGAAAGUUAGAAGAAAAUGAAAGAGCUUUCAUCAUGUUUAGAGUCUGCAUAUGUCCCUCAUUAAAGAGUAAUCGAACACAUUGUACCGCGAAAAAAGCUUUUGAGUUUAUACGACAUUAUAAGAUACCAGUGGGUGGAGCAUGGACACCUGAAGAAGACGCCCUUUUACGCAAUUACAAAGGGUCGAAAGAAAGUAUUCCAUGGAAGGACUUUGUUGAACAGUAUCUACCGAAUCGAACCGUGUCACAGUGUAAGAGUCGUUGGAACAUGCAUGGAAAAAAUGCAUACGGUGGAAGUUAUUUUAAUUUGCAAGAGAAACAGCAACUUCUGGAUGCCGUACAAGUGCUUGGUACGGAUUGGGAAAGAAUAAGUGCGACUGUACUGCCUCAUCGUCCCCCAGAGAGACUUUGCGAUGAGUAUCGCCAUUUGACCGAAAAAGCAAGCAAUUGGAAACGUAGGGCGUGGAGCUCAGAAGAAGAUAAUAUCCUGCUAAAAGCUGCCAAGGAGCAUGGUCCUGCUUGGACUCACAUAUCUAGAAACUAUCUACCGUACCGUGCCCCUGCCGUGCUUCGCAACCGAUAUUGUCAUUUAAUGGCUUCAAAGAUGGAUUGGCCAGAUGAAGAGGUAGCUCUAUUAGAAAAAUUGGCUAUACAAUUCGACUAUGAUUGGUCAGAGGUGGCCAAAAAGUUUAGCAAUGGAAGACGACCAGAACAUUGUCUACAAAAGUGGCUUGAUGUCCAACGAGGUUUCAAUCUCAAAGAUAAGAGUAACAAUAGUAAAAUUGACGCAUGGACAGAAGAUGAAGUGAGAGUGUUUUGGGAGACUUUGGAUAAAUGCAGUGGUGAUCUAUCAAGGCUGGCACAUCAAUUGCCAGGAAGGAAUGAUCAUAGUUGCCGAUAUAAAUUCUGGGCUACUUUAUGCGACGAUGAUGAAUUUCUAGAAGCUCAUGGAAAAGAAGCCGAGCAAUCCAGACACGAAUUCCCAUCGAUGUACCGCGCCAGAAUAGCAAGGUUAUACAAUAAAUGGCUACACAUCAAAUCAAGCCCCGUUUGGCCAGAAGAUCAAUUAGAGAAACUGCAGAGCCUUGUGAAAGACCAGCAAGCGAUGAAGAAGGAAUUAUUGCAGUCCGAUUGGGAAGCCAUUGCAAAAGAGUUCCCGUACAAAAGUAUAGCGGAAUGCAAAUAUCAGUAUAACCAUUAUGUGAAUGCAACAUUUGCUGAAGGGGGGUGGAAUUUUGAUGAACUGCUAAAAUUAGUUGAGCUUGUGUAUAAGUACAAGAUGAAAACUCAAGACGAAGAGAAUCUAUGGGAACAUGUGGCAAAAGAAUUAAAUACAGGACAUUCAGCAAAUGCCUGUCAAGCGAAAUACAAUUAUAUGAAACGCAUAGGCCGUCGAUUUGUGAUUUAAUUUAUUUAAAUGUGAAUAGCAUUGAUACAUCUACAAAUAUUUAUGUUAUGUACAUUGUACAACAACAAAAAAAAUAAAAAGGAUAAUAAACUAUAGUAUACACUUUUUUAAUUCUUGC